GAAUGCGCGGUUGGGAACGUGCAAGUGGGUCGCACGCCCCCUUUGUCUAGAGGAGAAACUGAGGCCCAGCGAUGUCAGGAAGCCAGUGGGUUCUGCGAGGAUCUGGGUUCUCCUUUUUCUCCCCCAUCACAUCCUAGCUAUUUCAUCCACCCAUUCAUCCAUUCACCCCCGCCUCCCGCCCACCCAGCUUGCCAGGUAACCCCUGCGGGGCUGCUGUGAUCAGGGCCUGGUUAAGGAGAGGGUUGAGCUGAGGGGCUUCAAGGCUUUCCCUGGAAGUGGGGAGAGGUGGGAGAGCGUUUUUUGCUGAGAGGAUGCUGGCAUAACUGGGUUAAGGCGAGGAGUUCACUUCUCUGAGAAUUGAUAGAUUUAUGGAUGGGAAGUGGGGGAGAUGAGGAUGGACAGGAAGGCAGGGGCCAGACCUGCUGGGUCUCCAUUCGGGGAAGUGGUGAACCCUGGAAGGGUUUGAAGCAGCAAGAGACAUGCCAAAUUUUUUUGGACAGAGAUCCCUAUGCCCUGUAAUCUUUGCCCCAUGCAGUUCAGAGGAUAAAAACCCCAAGAUGGAAUGGGCCUGUGCCCUUUUCAGGGGAAACCCAUGACCACCUGAACUUUAAUUAGCUGGCUUUUCUCUCUUAUGCCUUCUACCUGAGAUACAAGUAAAUCGACUCCCACAGAUGAAGUCACAUCUUAACCCUGAUGACAUGGACACCUCCAUCUCCAAGCCAGUCCUGAGUGUCCACUUCCUUCUGGGUGUCUCCAGAUAGAGCUGUCUUCCUGGGCUCCCCCACUUCUCACCUCCCAGUAUUCCUCAUAUCACUCUGGAUCAGUCUAUCUAUUGAGCACCUGCUACAAGUCUGGCAGUUUGGGGCACUGAAGAUCAAAAACCCAGGGAGGGCCAUGAAGGUGCUGCUCCUUACAGGGCUGGGAGCCCUGUUCUUUGCCUAUUACUGGGAUGACAACUUUGACCCAGCCAGCCUCCACGGAGCCCGUGUGCUACUGACCGGAGUCAGUGCCGGCAUAGGGGAAGAGCUGGCGUAUCACUACGCGCGCCUGGGCUCCCACCUCGUGCUCACUGCCCACACCGAAGCUCUGCUGCAGCAGGUGGUAGGGAACUGCCGGAAGCUGGGCGCUCCCAAGGUCUUCUACAUCGCUGCGGACAUGGCCUCCCCUGAGGUGCCCGAGCGCGUGGUGCAGUUUGCGCUGGACAAGCUGGGAGGGCUGGACUACCUGGUGCUGAACCACCUCGGCGCCGCCCCAGCAGGCACGCGGGUCCGCAGCUCCCAGUCGACACGUUGGCUCAUGCAGGCCUUCGCCCCUUCCCCAUCUGGGCUUGGAUUCCUCCUCCGCCUGGUGACUCGCAGUCGCCACCUCCAGAUGAACUUCCUAAGUUAUGUGCAAUUGACUUCUUCGGCGCUGCCAAGCCUGACUGACAGCAAGGGCUCCCUGGUGGUGGUAUCCUCAUUGCUCGGCCGGGUGCCCACUUCCUUCUCCAGCCCCUACUCGGCAGCCAAGUUCGCGCUGGACAGCUUCUUCAGUUCUCUGCGGCGGGAGCUGGACGUGCAGGAAGUGAACGUGGCCAUUACCAUGUGUGUUCUGGGUCUCCGAGAUAGUGCCUCAGCCGCCGAAGGAGUCAGGGGCAUCACGAGGGUCAGGGCGGCUCCAGGGCCCAAGGCAGCCCUGGCCGUAAUCCGCGGAGGCGCCACGCGUGCCUCCGGGGUCUUCUACCCGUGGCGCUUCCACCUGCUCUGCCUGCUCCGCAGUUGGAUGCCACACUCAAGGGCCUGGUUCGUCCGCCAGGAGCUCAAUAUAACGACGCCCGCUGCUGCCUGAGCCUCUGGGCUUGAAGCCCCUUCAUCUUCCCAGAAGACCCUCCAGCCAACCGUCAUGGAGCUGGGACACACACUGAAGACACUUCUGAGCAGGUGGUCAAGGGCCAAGAGAGUCAUCAAGACACAAAAAAGUAAACCCGAGAAAAACUACCAGCACUUGAAAACAAGCAGAACUCGGAGUGUACCAGGCAUCUUGUCACAAAGUCGGAAGUCAAUUACCUCAGUCUUCUUAGCUGUUACUGAUGAUACGAGAGUUGCUUCCAUUUUGCAGAUGGACAAACUGAGGCUCAGAGAGGUGAUGUGACUUGUCCUAGAGCCCCGGCCCCAUCAAACAGAUCAUACCACCACUGAGCCACCCUUGGAGCCCGCUCUAUCUGUGACCUGAAUCCACUGCCUCCCACUUUGUUCUUUCCACUCAGUCAGCCUCAGAGCAUCCUCCAACCCUUUCCCCAAGCAAGGGAGCCCCUGAAGCUCUCGAGUUGCUCUUGGGGUCUGAGGAGAGGGAGGAGUAAAGGAACAUGUUCUAGGCUAGGUCCAGCCUCCCAUUUGAUAAUAAUAAAAUCCUUCUUCCCUUGCA
Molecule: messenger RNA, 2403 nt
Organism: Bubalus bubalis (water buffalo)
Lineage: Eukaryota; Metazoa; Chordata; Mammalia; Artiodactyla; Bovidae
Gene: HSD11B1L
Product: hydroxysteroid 11-beta dehydrogenase 1 like
Exons: 8
Coding region: 895-1827 (310 amino acids)
Cellular component (GO): intracellular membrane-bounded organelle
Molecular function (GO): oxidoreductase activity
Source: RefSeq, a predicted model, not a curated record